Molecule: messenger RNA, 3315 nt
Organism: Medioppia subpectinata
Lineage: Eukaryota; Metazoa; Arthropoda; Arachnida; Sarcoptiformes; Oppiidae
Source: the annotation of a GenBank genome assembly
UUACAUGUCUAACAUGUAUUUAUCAUUUAUCCCAUAGAAUGUUGCGAACCAAUCAAAUUACUUGCGUUACAAAUGAUUCGUUCAGUGAUUUGGAUUCAUUAAGAUUACUGGGUUUAGGUAUGGGUUUAGUCACGAAAUUGUUGGGCAAUCGUAAUGAAUGGCACAAACUUUAAGGGGUAUUGAAAAUCGCGUCUAACUAAUAGUGCUAUUGAAUGGCUGGGAAUGGAGUUUAAGAGCAUUUGUUUAAUUGUUUAAUGCAUUGAAUUGGAUAACACGUUGACUACUAAUUGGGUAGACAUUAGCGAUGGUAUAAUUAGUUUUGGUCUUAUAUUUGGUCAGUUCGUUAUACGAUAAUAAGAUCCGGUGCAUAAUGCCCGGUGCCUUCGACCAACUCAAGGCAUUAGCAACACUCAACUUAUUGUCAAAUCCCCUCAAUUGUAACUGUCAUAUGAAAUGGCUAUCCAAUUGGCUCAAGAAUCACAAUAUUGUCACAGGCAAUCCCAGAUGUCAGACACCCGUCGACUUGAGGGACAUUCCCAUUGAGGACAUCGAGCCCAAGGACUUUGAAUGUUCGGAAGUAGAGCGCGAUUACGCCGACUGUGGACCGGACUCUCAAUGCCCGUCGCGAUGCAUCUGCACCGGCAGUGUUGUGCGCUGUUCGCGGCAAAAGUUGAAAGCUGUGCCCCGAUAUGUGCAGCCAAUCACUACUGAAUUAUAUCUCGAUGUGAACGACAUCUCUACCAUUCCUCAUGAACUCAAUCAAUUGCGAGACUUGACUCGACUCGACUUGAGUAAUAACCAGAUCGCUAUUCUCGAGGACAACAUAUUUGGCAAUUUGUCUGAAUUGCAAACUCUGAUCCUCUCGUAUAAUAAACUGCAAUGCAUUCAAAAGGAUGCGUUCCGAGGGUUGAAGAAAUUGCGAGUUCUGUCACUGCAUGGAAAUGACAUCUCAAUGAUUCCCGAGGGCUCGUUUGUGGACCUCAUCUCCAUAUCGCACAUAGCUAUGGGUGCGAACCCUCUCUUCUGUGAUUGCAAUCUUCGAUGGCUCGCAGAAUGGAUUCAAAAGGAUUUUGUUGAGGGAGGGAUAGCGCGGUGUCACGAACCGAGGCCUAUGAGAGAUAAGCUGAUAAUGUCUGCGCCGCCCAACCAUUUCAUAUGCACCGAAGACACUGACCCUUCAAUACUGGCUAAAUGUGAUUCGUGUUAUUCGUUUCCGUGCGCUAACGGCGCCACCUGUAGAUCGCGGCCAUUGCGGGACUACCAGUGCGAGUGCGCGCCCGGCUUUCACGGCCUUCACUGCGAGUAUAAGAUUGACGCGUGUUUUGGCAACCCUUGCGAUAAUGCGGGCACUUGUAAAGUGAUGGAAGCGGGAAGGUUUAGCUAUGACGGCGACCGAUGCGAGACUAAUAUCGAUGAUUGUAAGGCAAACAAAUGUGAGAACAACAGCACAUGUAUCGAUCAAAUCGAGUCUUAUCGGUGCCAUUGUUUGCCUGGAUUUGGCGGAGAAUAUUGCGAAACAAAGAUACAGUUUUGUCAUAAAGAAUACAAUCCAUGCAAAAAUGGCGCUCAAUGUGUCGACCAUAAGACACAUUAUCAAUGUCUGUGUGGGAAGGGAUUUAGUGGUUACAACUGUACGGAUAAUGUAGACGAUUGUGCGGAUAAUUUGUGCCAAAACGGGGCCACUUGUAUGGAUGGUGUGAAUAGCUAUCGGUGUGAAUGUCCGGUUGGAUUUGCGGGCAAAUUCUGUGAAUUGGCGCCUAUGGUUGAACUCUACCCUCAGACCAGUCCCUGUCAACAACACGACUGCAAACAUGGCGUUUGUUUUAUGCCAUCCGGUUCGUCGGACUAUAUCUGCAAAUGCAGUGCCGGUUAUACGGGAAAGCGAUGUGAAAUGAUGUCCUCCAUAUCGUUUAGAGAGGGCUCUUAUCUAGAGUUGGAUCCCUUGAAGACCAUCCCUGACGUGAAUUUGACGCUCAAGUUUGUCACCCGAAAGGAGUCGGGAGUUGUGCUGUAUUGGGGAGAGAGUCAACACUUGGCCGUUGAGUUGUUUAAGGGAAGGAUCCGUAUUAGUCUGGAUGUCGGCAAUUAUCCGGUCUCUACAAUGUUCUCCUAUGAGAUGGUAAGCGACGGACGCUAUCAUCAAAUCGAGUUCUUAUUGGUCAAGAAGAACAUCACAAUGAGAGUAGACGGCGGACAACAGCGCACUAUCGUUAACGAAGGUUCCAAAGAGUACUUGGAGUGCAAGUCGUCGUUAUAUAUCGGAGGAAUGCCUGAAAAGGUGGCCAACAAUGCCCUCAAGAAUUGGCAGAUUUGGAAUUCUUCGAGUCUCGAAGGAUGUAUGCGCGAGAUAUUGAUGAACGGGAACCCGCCUGACCUGAACGGUGCCCGCCGUCAGCAUUUGGUACAACCGGGUUGUGUUGAGUUCGAUGACAUCAAUAAGCCGUGUCUCAAUCAUUUGUGCCAAAACGGCAAAUGCGUGCCGACUAGUGAUCAACAGACAUAUGAAUGCAAAUGCAGGAGUGGAUGGAACGGUCCCUUUUGUGAUCAGGCGCCCACCUGUCAGAAAGAAAUGAAACGAGACUUCUAUUACUCGGACACGUGUCGGUCGACCAAGAAAUUAAAAUUAUCGCAAUGUGUGGGCAGUUGUGGUGACAACUGCUGCAAAGCAUUGAAGAGUAAGCGCCGAUCGGUGCGCAUGGCCUGCACUGACGGAUCCAAGUUUACCAAAGAGAUUGAAAUGGUCCGCAAGUGUGGCUGUAGUGGCAAGUGUUGAGUCACCGAUAUAUACAGUACACAAGUAUUCACGAGUAUUCAAAAGCAAUUACAAAUGCCAUCUAAAAGCUAUUACUUACUAAUUUGAUGCCAAAAGGAUUAUUACAACUAAAUAACUCAUUAAUCAAUUCAUUUCAAUGGUUUAACCACUAAUUAAUACCUCAUUGAAAGGCCGCACAAAUGAACACAAAGCACUGUUAAAUCGUUUACUGCCAUAAAUAAAGUCAUUAUUUUGAUAAUAAUUAAAUGAAAACUCAAUCACAGACUCGACAACAAUAACUGUAAUACUAAUGUGGACUCAAAUCUCAUGGAAUCUCAGACUAUCUGUUCUGCAACUAAAGCAAUGAAAUGAAGUCACAAACAAAACAUCUCUUUUAAAGUUAUUCGCAAUUCUCAUGUCUUUUACCGCUUUGUAUAUAAAAGUUUUUGUGUAUAAAAAUUUAAGCCUAAACUAUGCUAUAAGUUGUGUUCAAAUUUACAUUAAUUUAAUUAUUUAAUUAAUACUAAUAUUAUUAUAUAUUAACAAUAUAUUCGGAGGGAAAC